AUGACGUCUCCUGCAAGCACACAGGACCAGAACCCGGCGCAGAAUCCUAGUGCUUCCUCGGCCACGUCGUAUGCUUCAGCCGCCGGUGCUGCGAAGAAGCCUUCCUCGACGCCGCUGAGCGCACAAGGAUCGAACCCUCCGCCCGUGGUGGUUGGUUCGUCUGCGCCUGGUAAUCCGCAGCAUGGCAACAAGCCCGCUGCGUCACCUGUGAACGGCCGACCGGCCAUCACGCCCGCCAUUCCCGCCGUCGCUGGUGCCACUAAUGGUCACGACCGGAAAACCUCAGUCACAAUCAGCGCCAACGGAGGCCCAGUAGGCGGCCCUAAGGGUAACAUCCAGUUCGGCUAUAAGGAGUCACCUGGUAUUGUCCACAGCACCCCACAACAGGGAACCACAGCACCGAUCCCCAUCCCAGGCAAUAACGGCAGAGUGCCUUCUCCGGCACACUCACCAUCCCCUAUUCCCCAACCCUCGGCUAGCGGUGGCAGACCGCCCUCGAUGAUGGCCCAGGAUGGAGGACCAAGCAUGAAAUUCGGAAGCCUCGGCGGUGAUGGCGAGCGGCACAUGAAGCACCUCUCCCAAGGGCCCCACAACAUGGGAUCGGGGUCUCCUCACAUGCGUCACGGCAGCACACAUUCUGUUCAUGACAACAUGCCAAGCCACGGGGGACCGGGAGCUGGCCGAGGUGGGAACUUCGCGUCAUCUGGUGGACGCGGCCGCGGAGCCUAUAACAACCAGGCCGGCUACAACAACCCUAUGGGCUACCCGCCGACCGGUCAAUACGGCCGUGGUGGCGCACAUGCUGGCCAAGGUCGUGGUGGCAUGCCUUACCAACAGAACCAGAGGGGCAUGGCUCCUUACCCGAACUCGCCCCAACCCCGAGGCAGCCCUGCUAUGGGUAAUGCUAUGCCGAACCCCGGCACCCCGACUAUGAACGCAUCUCUCCCUGUCCAUCCUCCUCAGCAAGGCUACAACGCAUACAUGCCGCCUGCCUAUCCUAAUGUAAAUGCAACCCCUCAAUUCCAAAAGCAAGGAUCGAAACCCAUGAGCAAGAAAAAAGGCGCUCGUCGGGACUCUGUGAAGACGGGAACGCAAUUUCCGUGGCAGAACUCCGACACAUCUCAGGACCACCCUAGCGGGCGGUAUCGACGUCAAGGCACGCACUGGGAUUCGGCGCUUGAGCUGUCUAACCAGCCAAUCUCGCCCAAAGUUCUUUCCGAGAUAUCACCCCCUAUAAUUCCUCUGGCCGAGGCCGGGCACAAGAUCAACUUGUCGCCGGCUAGCGGUAAUUUUGAUCGCUUGCUAACUCUUAAGAAGCAGACCUAUGGAUUCGCACCCCCCUUCGACCCUCGCCAGCAGGGUAUGAUGGGAAUGGGUUACCAGUAUUCGAUGGGCCCCAACAUGCCACCCUACGGCAUGCCCCCGCAAGGCCCCUCUCCUUCUCCGGGAUUCUCGCAGCAGCAGUCUUAUCCUCCGGGCCCCUACACCCCCCAAGCUCAACCUAUGUCUCGUAAUGCUUCGCAGGUGUCUGAACGUCCAAACUCAAGUACCGGACACCAGCAAGCCCCCGCUAACCCUUCAGGACCCCCUCCUCAUCACACCCCGACCGCUAAGCCCGCAGUUGUGACAUCUGGUGCACCGUCGUCUUUCGUAAUUCCGAAGAAGACGACUUCCAAGAUCAGCAUCAAGAAUGCUGCAGGUGAGGCAGUUGAUUUCAAGGCUCUUAAGCCGCCUGCGUCUCCGGCACCUAGUUCCCAGCAGGCCAAGACUCCGCCAGUCACCAGCUCUACUCCCACACCACCUCCUAAAUCGGCUACGCCAUCACACACUCGCUCUGAUAGUGCAUCCAACCUCAAGACCGUUGAGCAGAAGAGGAGCGAGUUCAUGGAGCAGGUCCGGAAGACUGCUGCCGGCGAAGCAAAGGAUCCUGCUGCUGAGGAGACAGCCGAAAAAGCAACCGAGAAGGCUUCGGCGGAUGCUGCUACUGAUAAGGCCGAGCAGCCUGCUCCUGUGGAAGAAGCCAAGGAUGCCGAGGCCAACGAUGAAUCCAAACCCACUGCCGUUGAGGAAGAGCAAAAAGCCGAGACUACUGAUACUCAAGGCGAGAAGCCAGCAGAUGAGAAGGCCGAAGAGGUUACUGAGACCGAAGAAGAACGCUUUGAGCGUGAAAUCCGUGAGAUGGAAGAACGCGAAGCCGAGGAAGAACGCCGGCAGGCCGAAUAUGAUGCCAAGAAGAAGGCUCAAGCUGAGGCUAAAAAGGCGCAGGAAGAAAAGGAUCGCGCCAAGAAUGCCGCCGAGAACGACCGCAAGCUUCGCGAGCAGGAGGCUGAGAUGGAAAGGCUUGAGGAAGAGAAGGAGCGGAAACGGGCUGAAGCCGAAGCUUCAGGCCAGACUGAGUCAGUCGCCGACAUGCUCGCUGGCAAGAGCUCAAAGGCUCCCGGCAAGGCUGCUGGUGGCAUCAGCUCAGUGACCGACAAGCUUGCAAGUCUCUCCGUCAAGGAUGGCGCCUCCGGCAAGUCUGGAAACUCGGAGAAGACGAAGUCAAAGCCCGCGGCGCUGAACCUUGCUCCUCUCAACACCAAACCAGUUGAACCUCCUCAACCCAGCGCGGCUCUCCAGUCACUCAAAUCUGCUCGAUUCCUCGAGGUCAUUGCGCCUAGUCUGUAUCCCGCCGGCAUCCACUCUCCUAACCCGGCGCUCAACUCUGCCGUUUCCAAGAAGGGUAAGAGCUUCAAAUAUGACGCCAACUUUUUGCUCCAAUUCCAGAAGGUCUUCACGGAGCAGCCUUCGAUGGAAUUCGGCCAACAGGUGAAGAGCCUGAUUGGAGAUGGUGACAGGACUGGGUCGGCUAGGACCCCGGCUACGUCCCGCCAGCCGUCUGGUCGUGGUGCUGCUGGAUCUUCCGGCGGAUUCCCUGGCGGUUCUUUCAUGAAUCCCGGCAAGCCUGGUUCUGCGUUUGGCAACAUGGGCCCGCCUGCUAGAGGAGGUGGCUCAAUGGGCCCUAUUGGAUCCUUCCAGAGACCUUUCCCUGGUGGCACCGGAAUGACACGCAACCCCUCGCAAUCAGGCAUGCAGAUCCCCGGAUCUCCGCGACAAGCCAGCAGGCGAACUGGAAGCAAGCGCAAUGACUACUCGAAUGCCAAGCAGGAAGCACAGGCUGCUAAGACCAUGCCUCUUACAGCUGGCAUGGAACUCAAGCCUAUCUCCAUCUCCGCGUCAGGCUGGAAGCCCAUGAGCCUUACCAAGGGUGCUUCGCAGAACGCCGGUCAGGGCUCGCACAUGGAGCCCGAAAUAGUUCAGCGUAAGGUCAAGGCCGCGCUCAACAAGAUGACGCCUGAGAAGUUCGACAAGAUUGCGGACCAAAUUUUGGAGAUUGCUGCUCAGUCCAAGGAUGAACAGGAUGGCCGUACCCUGCGCCAGGUCAUCCAGUUGACUUUCGAGAAGGCUACUGAUGAAGCGCACUGGGCCUCAAUGUACGCCAAGUUCUGCAAGAGGAUGCUCGAGACCAUGAGUCCUGAGAUUCGCGACAUCAGCAUCAAGGACAAGCACGGAAACGUGGUCAGUGGUGGUGCCUUGUUCCGCAAGUACCUGCUCAACCGUUGCCAGGAAGAGUUCGAGCGCGGUUGGAAGAUGGACCUUCCUGAGCCCAAGGAAGGUGAUGAGAAGAAGACGGGUGAGGCCGCUAUGCUCUCUGACGAGUACUACAUUGCCGCGGCAGCCAAGAGGCGUGGUUUGGGUCUCGUCCAGUUCAUUGGUGAGCUUUACAAACUGGGCAUGUUGACGGAGCGCAUCAUGCACCAGUGUGUGCAGAAGCUUGUCGACUACAGCGGCAUUCCCGACGAGGCCGAAGUCGAGUCUCUGUGCAAGCUGCUGCGCACGAUUGGUGCGAAUCUGGAUCAGAAUGCAGACAAGACUCAGGGUAGGGCUAUGAUGGAUGCCUACUUCGACCGGAUCAACACCAUGAUCAACCUGCCCGACCUCCCCAGUCGUCUCCAAUUCAUGUUGAUGGAUGUGGUCGAUCUCCGCAAGGGCGGUUGGAUCUCCAAGGAGGCCAACAAAGGGCCCAAGACUCUCGACGAGGUUCGUGCCGAGGCAGAGGCCGCGGCGGCUCAGAAGGCUGCCGAGAAUGCUCGCACCAACCAGAGGGGUGGUCCCAGGCCGCCAAUGGGCGGCCGCGGCAGCGAUAUGCGUGGCCUUUCGGGUUAUGGUCAACCUCAGCAGAACCAGAACCAGGUUGGCAUGGACGACUUGAGGAGGCUCAAGGGCUCCGCCAUGCGCACAUCAUCACAGAAUGCCACCUUCGGUCCUACCUCGAUGUUUGCCAGUCGCAGCAACAGCGGCCGCGCCAGACUAGGUGCUGGUGGUCCUUUCGGCCGUGCUGGUGAGGAAUCGGGAGCUUCAUCACGAACUGCGACGCCACCAACGAGGGAAUCUACGACACACGCCAAUGCGUUUAGCUUGCUUGCGACCAUGGAGACGGAGAACCCAACAUCGCCCCCUGCCGUGUCGCCAGCCUUGACCAAGGCUACUCCCGACACCGGCGAUAAAGACAAGAAGUAA
This is a messenger RNA of Pyricularia pennisetigena, 4560 nucleotides long. RefSeq lists its product as uncharacterized. The coding region runs from base 1 to 4560 and encodes 1519 amino acids. The record is from RefSeq and is a predicted model, not a curated record. The transcript has 3 exons. Gene Ontology annotation, molecular function: translation initiation factor activity; protein binding; mRNA binding. Gene Ontology annotation, cellular component: eukaryotic translation initiation factor 4F complex. Lineage: Eukaryota; Fungi; Ascomycota; Sordariomycetes; Magnaporthales; Pyriculariaceae.